This is a messenger RNA of Perca flavescens (yellow perch), 3576 nucleotides long. It is a transcript of the gene c13h21orf91, whose product is annotated as chromosome 13 C21orf91 homolog. The record is from RefSeq and is a predicted model, not a curated record. The coding region runs from base 247 to 1098 and encodes 283 amino acids. NCBI's taxonomy places the organism in Eukaryota, Metazoa, Chordata, Actinopteri, Perciformes, Percidae. The transcript is spliced from 6 exons.
CCACGUGUGACUUCAUGUGAAGGAGAAUCAAAACCGAAUAUGCUGAAGAUGGAAGAGUCGUUUGAAAUACAGUGGGUCAUUCCGCUGAGAGGGGAAAGAGGUUCCUGUAUCUUGCCGUGACGCGCUCGCGCUGAUGUUUGUGUGUGCUCGCCGUGGCGAAGGAGAACCGAGGGGUCCACAGUACACAAAAGGAAUAACUGUCCGCAGACGCAACGUUAACGCUACUCUUCAAGAUAACGAAGCACAAUGGAUGAAGAGGAACAGUUUGUGAACAUUGAUCUGAAUGAUGACAAUGUCUGCAGUGUCUGCAAGCUAGAGACCGAAACAGGGACCAUGUCUUUCUGCCAUGUCUGCUUUGAACUCAGCAUUGAAGGUGUCUCCUCUGCUACCUUAUUGCACUCAAAGUCCUUGCGCGGCCACAGAGACUGCUUUGAGAAAUGCCACCUCAUCGCCAACCAGAAGCUGUCACGUUCCAAGGUCUCCCAAAGUGCCUACGAGGGCAUGAAGCUGGCCUUCAGCCAGAAAUUGAACCGCAUCAUCCAGUAUGCCCAGAACAAAGACUCUGUCUCCUCCAACGGCCCCAGCAGACGAGGGGCCAAGCUUCUUUGUUACAGCCAACAGAGUGACCGCAAGCUGCUGCCCCAGUCGGAUGCCCAGGUGCCCCGCUACACGCCCUGCUGGGACAGGGGCAAGGCAACAGGUUACAAGAUGGGGAUGUUGGAGUGCCACACCGUGGAUGAGCUGGGGCUGCUGCAGGAGUCACAAUCCGAUAGCUGGAAAGGUCUACGCAGCCGGAACCAAUUGUCAGGAGGAGGACAGAGACAGCACAGGCACCUGGGCCACAGCAGAGAGGAAUUGACUAAAAUGAGUGUGGACGAACUCCAUCAGCUGAACUCCCAGCUACUGAUGCAGAUUCAAAAGGUCUUUGAGGAGCUGACUGGGGCAGUGCAGGAAAAAGACUCGUUGGCAUCGGAGCUGCACGUGCGUCACAUUGCCAUCGAGCAGCUCUUUAAGAACUGUGCCAAGCUGCCCUUGCUGCACAUUAGCAGGGCCGGGGUCAAGGCCAGCAGCAGCAGCAGCGGAGGCCCUGUGGAGUGAGGUGGGGCUUCUGUUCUGUCUCUGCAGCUGUCCAGGAAGCUAGACAAACACUUCAAAGAGCCUUUAUGUAUAUUGAGUGACUUUUACGACACUAAGGUGACGUUGAGUUGUUAGAUCUGCUUUUAGAGCAGCAUUUAGGGCUGGGUUGACACGGCCUCUGUUCUCAUGGUUGCAGUGAUGAUGCAAGGAUUAAUGGUGGUUUGCAGUACAAAACAAAUUGCUGGUCUGGCAUGCGGCCUGAGUUCCACCCAUCUCAUGUAGCCAGGAUGCAUGUUAAUACCAGGUGGAAUGGGGCUCAGAGUUUCCUGGCACGGUACUCGGUGAGGACAUGUUCAUAUUGGGCAUGAUCCUUAAAGGACCUCUUUUAAGAUUGACCUUAAUAUAGACUGAAAAACAGUUUGUUUGCAUACUUUUACAGAAAUGGUUGCAGUUUUUAUUUUAUUUUGUUCAGUUUGCUGUUGAACAUUUCCAUUUUCAAUUGUUUUCAUUUUCUGUAGAUACAUUUUCAAGUUAUUUUUUUUUUACCUUCCCAUGUCAGACGUGAAUAUUCAAAUAUGGGUUUUAGCACAGCUUAAUACUCCUCUAUAUGUUAUCUGAUGGUUCUCUGUAGAAAGUGGUUAAGUACAGUAUUUUGUAACGUGGUUUGGUGCAGAAUACUUGAUGCAGAUUAGCUGGAUGAUGUCUGUCGUAUUUAUAGCACCAGCCACUGCCAGCGGUAGUGUCUGAUUACUGCUUUAGACUACUGCUUUAAUGUAAAGCAUGAACGAGGUUUUAGCUUUUUCUUGCAGCUGCACACUGGCAAUAUAAUGGUAUGAAACACACGUUUUUGACUUGCCUUCAAAGUGCCCUAAUAUCACUUGAUAGUUUAUGAAAACUGUGGUGAUCAGACUGAUUCAACAGUAAAAAAGGAAGAAAAAAAAAAGAGCAAGACAACACCCUUAAGUACCCUAUAGCAUCUCUGCAACAAAGACCGAUCAAAGUGUGAAUGUUAACAGGCUAUACUAGCUUAGCAGGGUUUUGUUUGUGUGGGUGAUAACUAUUUUGGAAGUGUCCAUAAACCAAUACUUUGUAACAGCUGGUUGUUAAGCAGAAAGUGGAAAUAUCAGUUAAUAUACCCGUGACUUAAAGUGAUAGGUAUUUUGUUUUUAGUUUAACUUUUGGAUUUGUAGUUACUAUUAAUGCUGGUGAGAUUUACUUGAUUUUUAGCACAGAUCUGUCUGUUAUAUAGCUGUGAAGCACAAGUCGUAGGUAUGGCUAUACACUGAAUGAGGGCUAUCGGAAGAAGAAAAGUUUAACUAUUGGGGAAAAAAAAGAAUCCAGCUGUCAAACCAAAGUCCGUAUUUGUUCUGUAUCACAUGUGAACUGUAAGCAUUUUACUAUUUUCCAUUAGCAGAGGAAGAUGCGAUACCAAACGGAUUUAAAAUGUAUGUGGCGUUUGUGGUUUACUCUGUUUGGUUCAGUGUGUGUAAUAAUGAACCAUAGAUUUUUUUUUUUCUCUCUCUCUCUAACUGUGUUGUUGUGGAAAUGAAUUGUUUUCAAGGGCACACAGCGUAUGUUAUAUGAUUUUGUUUUAUUUACAGUUUUCAUUUUUCUUUAAUGUGCAGUGUUAACUGUUGUUGCCCUCUCUCCUGUACUGAGCUAAGUUGAUGUCACAGCAAUACAAACAGGAUAGUUAGGUUGACUGUGCCUCUGGAGGUCCCUGACUACCGAACAAAAGGAGACAUAGGGGAUGAUAUUAACAGUCAGUGUGUUAAGCCUGCAGUUUUGGUUAUUUUGUUAUCCAGGAACCCUAUGCAAGAAAGAAACAAAUAAAUCAGAAGCCUUAUUAAAUAGGAAAUAUCUAAAAGAAUAUUGGUUAUCUGAGUUUUCCUCAGAGGAGUCUGAGUUACUCGAUUAUAAUAAAGCUGGGGAAAGACAAGGUUAUAUUCAGAUUAAUGUUUAGAAAAACUCAGAAUUGUCACCCUCUCUUUUGCUCUCUUUGUAAGAGAUUCAAUGAAUUCGACCCCUUUUAGGGUUUCAAGUUAAAGGUUUUAGCUCCAUUUUAAGCUCAUGUCUUGAUUUCUUUGGAUAACUGUAUGCUUGUGCUUGAGUGUAUUCAGAUUACUGGUCCUUAAUGCAAGUCACUCAAUCUUCAGUUGUAUGUUUGUUUUAUUUGUGUUUUAAUUAUGAAUGCUGUGUCUUUUUGUGCACUGUGGAAACAUGCCUGGGCCUGUGCCUCUGCACAGCAGAAAAUCCAGACUGCCUGGAUUUGGUUGUCUCAUUAUCUUUUACUGGAGAUGUAAGCAUACCUGUUACACUUCCCUUGGACUUGGCUCUUCCUUCAUUUGUUUUCUAACGUUGAGCAAGGCUGCAUUUGUGUUGUGUGAUGAUUCUAUUUAUUGUGUGUGUUCAUGGAACUUACACAUGCUGUGUGAUUUGUGCUUAAGUGACAGUUUGUAUCUUUUUGUAAAAUGUUUCAAUAAAAUUAUUUUUACUACA